GCGGCUAAGCGGUGCCGAGCGUCGCACAGUCGCGACGGCAGCCACCGGCGCGCGGUUAUACCCCCUUUUCUUCAAACCUGCACACGCAACCCCGCACCGCUACGUUCGGCGCACGUUUUGCCUGUCUCCACGACGGCGAGGGAACGUUGCCCCAAGUUGCGAAAGAAAGAGAGAGAGAAAAAAAAGAGUGAGUGAGAGAGAGAGAGAGAAAGAGAGAGAGAGAGAGAAAGAGAGAGGGCGUCCUUCGUGGCCGUCUGCCACCACCCCCCUCCGGCAUUCAACCCCGGAGAGAAAGAAAGAAAGAGAAAAAAAGAGAGAGGGAGGGCGAGAGGAAGGGAGAAAAAGAAAUCAACAUCGGCGUCUUUGAAAAUCGCUUGUCUCGUUUCAUCGACGCGCUCAUCAACUCCGAUCGAGAGCCCGGCAUCGUUCUUCAACUUUGCGGCGGUGCACGUGGCGCGCGCGGCACGCGGUGCUUCGAGAGAAAGAGAGAUAGAUAGAAAGACAGUAGGUGGAUAGGUAGCAAGCGCGUGCUAGAGAAGAGAGAGAAGGGCGAGAGGACAACACUGGGCAAGGGAGGAGAGAGAGAAAGAGAGAGAGAGAAAGAGAAAGAGAGAGAGAAAGAGAGAAGGAGAGAAAGGAAGAGAGAGAGAGAGAGAAGCGUAGAGUGAUAUAGAGGAAGGACGGAAAAGGGGGAGAAGUGGCAGAGGAGACAGCUACCGAAAGGGGGUCGGGCGGGAGCAGAGAGGGUAGAGAGGAAAAGAAACAGAGCACGAGGGCAGAGCUGCAUCCCGACGGAUAGAAGAAGUCAACGAGGAGAGCCAAAGGGAGCCUGGUACCUUCCUUCCUGUUUCUUUCUGUCAAUCUUACCACAUAAAGAAGGACGGAGGAACCGACGGCCACAAGUAAGUCGGCGAGGAGGAAGCGGGACAUGCUGGAACCACGCUGGAGACCCGUCCAGGUCAGUGGUGUAUACUUCCCUGGCUUCUGAGAGACACAGUGACGUGGCUUGUUGAUGGACACAUUGGUGAAAAUCCGUUCGACAACGGUUCCUGGGGAAAGGAGCAUUUUCAGCCAUCGACGGUUCCCUGGCAGCUGAAUACGCGCAGUCACGGUCGUCCUAGUGACGAUGGCAUAAUGGAUCAUGACACAGACGGAGACGGCGCGAUCAACUUGUCAACGUCACAGCGACCCUCCGCCGCCACCACCCCUAAUGGUGAUACUCCCACUUACGGCCAAGAUCAACAAGACAACGAUCAGGCUACUUCGCUGUUCGCAGCCUUGAAGCAGCAACAACAGCAAUCGCGCGACAGCGUCUUCUCAUCGAGGGACCGCGAGUGCCGCGACCGGGAUCGUUUGUCUACGGCUCGCAAUCGUGACUCCAGCAGGGGCAACAUAGUGGAGACCGGAGGCGGAAGCGGCGUUGCUGAUCAACAACAGCAACAGCAGCAACAGCAGGAUCUCGGUAUCGAGUACCAAAGCAAUGGGAAGCUCAGUCCCGCCGGACACGCAGUGACAGCAGCACCCAUGACCCAGCAAAAGCAACCAAUCAUCACGCAGCAGUCGCAACAGCCCAGUUCGGGGGCACCAGGGCCCCAACCUAGUCCACAUCAGAGCCCGCAAGCCCCACAGAGGGGUUCACCGCCGAAUCCCUCUCAAGGUGCGCCACCCGGUGGCCCGCCAGGGGCACCACCAUCGCAGACCUCCUCGCAGAUGAUGCUCAGCUCGGCGAGCGGUCUCCAUCAGAUGCAACAGCUGCUGCAACAACAUAUACUCAGCCCCACGCAACUGCAAUCCUUUAUGCAGCAGCAUACAUUGUAUUUGCAGCAACAACAACAGCAACAUCAUCAGGAUUCAUCUUCCGAUCAUGCAUCUAAUCAGGAACGAUUUGGCUACUUCUCCUCUUUAAAGAACCAUCAGCAUCAACUCGCAGAACUCAAUAAGAAGCAAUUGGAGCAGACAAUGCAACAACUGCAGGAACAAUUGCAGCUGAACUUAUUUCAGCAGACGCAUUUAUUGCAAACGGCGGAUAAGAAGAAAGCUUCGGCGCCUCUCCAACAAUUAGCGAUUCAGCAGCAGCAACUGAUACAACAAUUGCAGAUUACGCAAAGGCAGUAUCUGUUGCAGCAAGGAUUGAGCCUGCAAGGUCACAAUCCUUCUUCAGGUUUGCCACCAGGUGAUAAUCUACCAUCAUGGAAAUCAGAGCCGUCAGACACCUCGGAAUCCCAUCAAAACUCCAGCGUGCCGAAAUCCAAUUCUGGAUUGAACGGCAUUCUGAAUUCGAUAGCUUCAAGCCGACGAUCCGAGGUGAAUGGCACAACGCCAAUGGACGAGAAACCGCUGGACGCUUCAUGCAACGACAAAGUUCACCCUCUUUAUGGCCAUGGGGUUUGCAAAUGGCCAGGCUGUGAAGUAAUAUGUGAAGACUAUCAAGCAUUCCUUAAACAUUUAAAUACAGAACACACGUUGGACGACCGAUCGACAGCGCAAGCCAGGGUCCAGAUGCAAGUAGUGUCACAGCUAGAAAUUCAGUUGCAAAAAGAACGAGAUCGAUUAGGUGCCAUGAUGCAUCACCUGCAUAUGGCGAAACAAAUGGCUUCCCCAGAACCACCAAAAUCAUCAGAGUCAUCGACGGGCUCGAAUUUACCAAAGUUAAAUUUUUCCACUGCGCUGAUGAGUCAGCCACCACCUAACUUCGGGGUCUCUCAGGUAUCACCAGUAUCCAUGUCCGCGCUGGUGUCCGCUGUGAGGUCACCCGCGGGUGGUCAACUGCCUCCAUCGGCUGGUGCUGCUCCGAUGCCGCCACUUCCGACCAUACCUAACAUGUCUGGCUUACCACCAAUGCCCAACAUGCCUGGUAGUAUGCCAAGCAUGGCUGGUCCCAUCCGACGGCGUAUCAGCGAUAAGUCAGCUCUUUCAUUGGCAGGAGGGCUGCCCUACAUGCUGGAGCGUGCUGGUCUUGACGUCCAACAAGAAAUUCAGCGAAAUAGGGAAUUCUACAAGAAUGCAGAUGUCAGACCACCGUUCACGUAUGCAUCUUUAAUUCGGCAGUCUAUCAUCGAAUCUCCCGAGAAGCAACUGACGCUCAACGAAAUUUACAACUGGUUCCAAAACACAUUCUGCUAUUUCCGACGCAACGCAGCAACGUGGAAGAACGCGAUCCGCACCAAUCUAUCAUUGCACAAGUGUUUUGUGCGCUAUGAGGACGACUUCGGUUCAUUCUGGAUGGUGGACGACGCCGAGUUCGUAAAGCGGCGGCAUCUGUCCCGCGGCCGCCCCAGGAAAUAUGACCCAACCCCAUCACCCACUCCACCCCACCUCUCCGCACAGGGUGUCCCAUCGAAGAGUCCAACGUUAACGCACAGUCCUACUAUGUACGGUGACGCGCUAAAUGCCAACCUGCAGUAUUUCCAGGCACUCGGAGAGUCUAAUAUGGGAUUUUUGAACAAUCCGAUGUGCACCUCCACAGCGACAAGCCCUGAUAAGGAACAUGUGUUACCUCAUAAUGACUUAAUGUCGCCGCUGGAUGAACCGGCCGUGCACAUAAAACAAGAGAGCCACAGUCCCGAAGGAGGAAAGCACACGAGAUUAAUAAAGCGUGAGCUGCCGGACGGUUCCAUAGAGCAGGAAACGGAGGAGGAUCAAACGGAUGAGAGAGAAUACUCGGAGAGCCAUGGCCACGACUCUGGCCAGGACGAGGACAUAGCAGAGGAUCUGUCGAUGGCACCCGAUAUAAUGAUCCCAGAGGAUCAGGUCGAGGCGUAGUACUGCCCCAUGAUGAGUCAGUAAAAAAAGUCGAGAUGUAUACAAGAUGUGUCUCGUGUUUGUCAAGCGAAGAGACAAAUCUUCUAUGUUGAUCAGGUCAAUGUAAAGAUAAAAAAUGAGGAGAGAGAGAG
Messenger RNA from Linepithema humile (Argentine ant), 3893 nucleotides. RefSeq names its product forkhead box P (gene FoxP). Gene Ontology annotation, molecular function: DNA-binding transcription factor activity, RNA polymerase II-specific; RNA polymerase II cis-regulatory region sequence-specific DNA binding. Gene Ontology annotation, cellular component: nucleus. Lineage: Eukaryota; Metazoa; Arthropoda; Insecta; Hymenoptera; Formicidae. Gene Ontology annotation, biological process: regulation of transcription by RNA polymerase II. The record is from RefSeq and is a predicted model, not a curated record.